Molecule: messenger RNA, 8903 nt
Organism: Macrobrachium nipponense
Lineage: Eukaryota; Metazoa; Arthropoda; Malacostraca; Decapoda; Palaemonidae
Gene: Rab14
Product: ras-related protein Rab-14
Exons: 8
Coding region: 291-938 (215 amino acids)
Biological process (GO): phagosome maturation; Golgi to endosome transport; endocytic recycling
Cellular component (GO): recycling endosome; phagocytic vesicle; trans-Golgi network
Molecular function (GO): GTP binding; GTPase activity
Source: RefSeq, a predicted model, not a curated record
CUUAUUAUAAUUAUAUCAUACUUAUAAAAAAUAAUGCUGUAUUUCUUUGGAGUACUUUAGCCAUGCGAAGUUUACUAAUCGCCAUAUUGCAGAAGACUCGAUUGUCAUGAAUUAAGGUUGACUAUCGAUUUACUUCCCCUUAGGUUUCACAUAUUGGUGCUACUAGACUGCAUGAAAGGAGUAGAGAGGAAUUUUGUUUGGUCACCUGAGCAGUAGCCAAAACCUUCUUAGGAAAAAGGAAACAAGACCAAUUAGUAGCUGAAAGAAAGGACCUAAAGAAGAGGGUCACAAUGUCUGCGGGGCCAUAUAACUAUUCAUACAUUUUCAAGUACAUCAUAAUUGGUGACAUGGGAGUUGGGAAGUCAUGUCUACUUCAUCAGUUCACAGAAAAGAAAUUUAUGGCAGAUUGUCCUCACACAAUUGGUGUUGAAUUUGGUACUAGAAUAAUUGAAGUCGCUGGGCAGAAAAUCAAGUUACAAAUAUGGGACACAGCUGGCCAGGAACGUUUUAGGGCAGUAACAAGGUCAUACUACCGUGGUGCUGCUGGAGCUUUGAUGGUUUACGACAUUACUAGAAGAUCUACAUAUAAUCAUCUUAGCUCGUGGUUAACCGAUGCCCGGAACUUAACUAACCCAAAUACUGUUAUAUUUUUGAUUGGAAAUAAGGCAGAUUUAGAUGCACAGAGAGAUGUUACGUAUGAAGAAGCUAAGCAGUUUGCAGAAGAGAAUGGCUUGAUGUUUGUGGAAGCCAGCGCAAAAACAGGAGAAAAUGUUGAAGAGGCCUUUCUUGAAACGGCUAAGAAGAUAUAUCAGAAUAUUCAGGAUGGCAGCUUGGAUUUGAAUGCAGCUGAAUCUGGGGUGCAGCAUAAACCAACUCAGCCGGGUCGAAUAAACCCGAACAAUGACUCUCAGCAAAAUCGUGAUAAUUGUUCCUGCUAAGCUCCGCCCCAGCUCCUAAUUGUGCCCUUUUAAAGAAAUUGUUGGUGUGAAACAGAGAGAGAUGACUGAAAUUUCCAGGAUGUUUUGUAUGUGAUUAUGGAAAACUAACAUUAGUUUUCUUUUUCAAAUUUUGUACGAUAUGGUUCUGGAAAAUCACACUAUUUAAGAAAUCAAAGCUUAAAUGACUUAUUUAUCAUGUAGGCCAGUGACAGACAUGAUAAAAUUUGCCAUAAGUGAAGUGUAUCAGAUUAACAAAAUUUUUUGGGGAGUUUGAUUUUCAUAAUGUCCAUUGCGAAGGUUUCAUUUUUGUUUACAACACGAUCUUUAUAUCAUAAUGUUGCUGAUUGUUUUUAUGUAUUACAUCCAGUUUCAUAAAAGAAAAAAGUAAAAAAUGUGGCUUUUAUUAGAAAUAUAUAAUUUAGGUGGAGUGUAUAUUGGUACUGUAUUUUAGUUCAAUUUGAAUUUUAUUGUUUUUCCUUUAUUUACAAAGAGGAAUUUUAUCAUGAAAUUUUUAAUUGAUACUUUGAAUUAAUUGUUUAUAUCUUAAAGUAUGCUCUAGAGUAAGUGCUAGUGCAGUAUAUAACAAGAGUUCAAGUACUGAGAGGAAAGUUUGACAUGACUAUAAAUGUAUAUGCAUAUAUUUGAAUAUAAAAUAUCUUAGAAAGCAGGUACGUAUUUUGUUCAUAUGAAGAAAGCUUUUUGAAUGAUCUUGCAUCCGAUCAAGUCAGUAAAAUUCAUUCUGGAAUUCAUUGAUUGGAAUAUGAUUUGCAAAAGGAGUAGCAUUUGGGUAUGAAUUUUUAUAUGCUUUAUGCUGAUUAGAAUAUGUAUACAAUAAUAUACAGGAAAAUAAAUUUUUACAUCUUUUUAAAUGGAUUCUGGUUCUAAAGAAUGAUACCAAAAAAUAAUUAAUUUUCUGUUUUUGUUGGAAAAUGUUAGAAUACAUCUGAAUGAUGUGGUAUAGACAUUUGCUAGCUGAUAGGAAAAUAAUUGAUGUGUGACCAAGUGAAUUCAGUUAUGCCAGAAAUUAUUAGAAAUUAUCCAGUCAUCACUGAGGUACAUAGGUUGCUCAGACCAAUUUUGUGAUGGUAUCUUUCUUAAUGGCUUAGCGCAUCCUUUACACUGACAGAUAUCACCAGUUUGGCCAAUGCUUUCUCUCAUCUAUUUUGGAAAUGUCAAGGUAAUUUUUUUCCUUGGUCUAUGUUACUUUUACAUUAUUAUCAGUAGUAAUAUUGUAUUUAUUUGUAUUAUUAAUAUUGUGAUGGCAUAAUUUUGUUUUAAUUUUGACUAUCCAUCUCUCAUUGAUUUUGAGAUUAAGCUUUUUUGUUAUCUAGGUCAGCUGUAUUACUGGGUAACAACAAGCCAUAUAUAUUGAUUACAUCAAAGGCUUAAUCCCUAAUGAACCUUCAUUUGAGGAACACACUUGAGUACGGUAAGCUGCACAAGAUACAUAUGAAUAUGUUUUCUUUGAUUGAAGAUGUGACUAUCAUAAACUGAAUUUAUUUAGAUGUGCAGCAAACUCCUCCUUGUGAGGUUGUUUAAGUCUGUAGUUGUAGUUCUGCAGCUCAAGGUGCGUCUCCAUUACCCAGGUCAGCCAAUGACUACAUGUUUUCACCAAUCGGCAUGAUUUUUAAAAUAUUGGAAAAUAAGAACUGUAGCAUAUAGAACUUGUAUUCAGAUAUAAUAGAUUUUUCAUUCUGCUGCUGCAUCAUGUCUGUGAGACUAUCAUCAUAGGUAUAUAGUGUUCAUCAGGAUUUUAUAACUUACAAGAGUUAGAAUUUUUACCUUCAUCUGUUUAGUGCAGUAAGUACCAAUAACAGACCCAACAUUAAAGGCAGUCAACUCUUAUCAGUAGAUAGUUUUAUUUUAGGGGUUUUGUGGCCUAUUGAAUACACCUGCUGGAAUGAAACGUGAUGCUGCAUGAGUGAAUGUGUAGAGGUGGCAGGCUUAGAUCUUAUUGUGGAGAUGUGAGACUAUUGUCAAAAUAAAGAGUUGCUUUGAAGUUUCACAGGUUUGUGAUUGGAAAUACUACUUGUUGAUUUUCUGUGAUGGCAAAUAUUUUGAAUUUGGCAGUUUAUAAGAUUCGAGUGGAGGGACUAAUUUACACUUAUUUUUGUAUUUGACUAACACUUUCAAUACCAUGAUACUCCUAAUGCUUAAUUUAGAUUUUGAGAUCUGAUUGAGUGUAAUUGCACUAAAAUUUUUGGAUUCAUCAUUCUAAUGAAAUUUGAAAUAACUUAUUUUAAGUAACUGGAUCAUUUCUACCCUCAUAAACUGGAGAAAACAAAUGUUUUUGUAAAUGUAUAAAUAUACUUUUGUGAUAACAUGAUCCCAGAUGGAUUUAUUCUUUCGGACAAGGAGAGAAUAGUAAAAAAGAACAUAAUCCAACCUCUCUCGAAGUGCUCUCAGAUGUAAUGUAUUAUGGUUGGCCAGCUCUUAAGUCAUUUGGGUAGAUGACCAGGAUGUAGGAAAAACUAGUCCAUUUUUUUCAAGAGAAGAGUUGUGAGUUGUAUGAUUUUUUUUUUCUUCAUUUUUUUGGGGGAUAAAUACUGUUCCUGGUUAAGUACAGUAAGUAGUGAUUUGCUUAUAAAAGUAAUAGAAAUGUAUAGUAUGUAAUAAACUCAAAUGGUCCUUGAAAAGUAGUGCAGCAAAAUAUUUGUUUUAAAUUUCGUCAUUAUGAUGUAAUAUCCGAAAAAAAAAAUUUGCUGGUGGUCAUGAUGAUCAUAAUGAUAAGGUGAGGAUUACUUGUGAUUUAUUGCUGGAAGGUAUUGAAGUAGGAUACAAGAGGUUACCAAACUUGGAAAGAUAGGAAAUGCAUUUACUUGAAAAGUUAGUAACAUUUAUCUUUUGGGAAUAUCAUGCAUUGUUUUUGGUGAACUACUUUAAUUACUGUAGCAUUGUUUUUCCCUAGAGAGGUUUUCAAGCAAUAGUAAAGUUACAAAAAUGAACAUAUAAGUUUCUGAAAAAAUAUGAAUGAUUUGUUAUCUCCUUGGAUAGAGCAGGAGGCGCUUGCACAUUUAGCACGAAUCUUCCUUAAAAAUCAAAUUCCUUACUGCGUAGGAAGUUAUUGUAUAUAUACAUAAUGUAUUAAAAGAAAUUUUCCCCAAAUUCAGUGUAAAUCCAGCGUAACUAUAAUAAUCCCUUUUGGGAGUAUUUGAUACAAUAGUGGUACAUACAUGUAUUUAGUGGCAUGUCUGCAUCAAAGCUUUCAUAUUUAUACUAACAUAGAUACUAUCCUGUUCAUGUAUUUACACUUUACAGUGCAUAGAUAAUAGAAAUGCAUCAGCUAUAGAAGAAAGGAAUGAAGAACUUUAAUCAAUAAACGUCUAGCUCUAUCACACAACAACAAAAAAAAAAAGAAAAUUUAAAUAACCUAACAAUGGCUCUAAACUCAGCAAAGAAAACAGAUAGGGCAGAAGACACAUGGCUCUAAGAGGAAAAGAAAUAGCGUGGAUAAAAUAUGACUGGAAAUUGCAUAGAUGAAACUAUUGCAGAAAUCAAAGUACAUAAUGAAAAAAUGUUUGAAAGUAAAUUGUUUUGUCUAGAAAUGUUCAUUGCUGAAAUGGAAAUGGUCCGAACAAGUGAUGGAGUGUUAACGCUGCAGAUAUAAUGGGAGCAAAAUUUUUGGAGGAUAGGGUUUAUGGUGCAAGUUUUGUAGAAUGUUUGAAAUUGUGAAAGUUUAAAGCUUUUGUGUUCUUUCAAAUGUACUACAUAUAUACUUCAGUUGUCAGUUCAUUAUAGUUGGUUGCCAGUCAGUACCUUAGCAUUUAUUUCUCUUGUUACAGACACUUUAGUAAGUCUUGCCUGGAAUGCGUUCUUCCUCAUAGAUUUCCGCAGGAGGCUUUUGCCUUAUUUUUCUGUAAUCAGCCGUAGUUAUUCAUAUUAUAAGCAGCAGGUCUUCAUAUUAAGCAGCAGGUCUUCAACCACUCAUAAAUCACUGUUUUCCUAUAUAUGUACACUUGCAGUACAUAGGAAUUAUCAUUUUAAGUGUGGUUUUAAUAUAACUACUGUGCAGUAGUUUUACCAAAUAGAUUUCAUCAUCUGUAAUUAGCCUAGUCAUGUUUUCACUGAUGGACUGGAUUCCAGUUCCCAUAUGAAUAGGAGAGAAUAGUAUAUACAUAUACAUACUGCAUAUGUACCAUAUAAUUACACUUUGCCCGAGUUAACUGUAUGUGCAGAGAACAUCACCUGUAUUGCUACUUUAUAGUUAGAUUAUUAUUUCUUAUGGUCUUUAGUCAGGGCAGAGUCAUUUAUAUCAAGCUGACAAGUAUUUGGUUGAUGCUGAAAGAUAAAGGCUUGGUCUGUAGAAUUUGUUUCAGUUAUAUCAAACCACGUCAGGGGGAAUUCACUCACAGCUUAGUUAAUGAUCCCUCAGCAGUGUCAUUGUUAACUAUUUAAAGGGUUUUGUUAUAGCCUGGUUUUAUUGAUCCUGUGUGUGUGAAGUUCUGUAAUGAAAAAGUGCUAAUGUCUUGAGUUCCUUUGUUGGGGUGGGAAACAGACUGCUUAUUGGAGGUUAGUACAUUUUUUGACCUAAUAUUGCUUGCAAAAUGGAAGAUGAAAAAGGUAAGUGAGGUAUAGUCCUAGAGAAGACAUCAUUUUUAUGUGAUAUAAUAAAUCUAAUAGUGAUCUUAUGGUAUAUCUUGUAUGAAGUAUUUAUUACUGUAAUUUGUUAACAUAGUGUUUAAUAUCCUUAUACCCUGAUUUUUUCAUUCCAUAUGUGGGUAUCCUUAACCUGGUUAGUCAGCAGGUGUGUUGGGCAUGGGGUCCUUAUUUUCUUAUUGUAGGUCAUUCUCUUGGCUGUUGGAUGAUGGUGGGGUGUAAAUGUUCAGGUCUUGCUUGACAUUUAUCAAAUAUCGAAGGAAUGCACUUGUCAUUCUUACUACAUAACUUCAGUUUGUAAAUUCAUAGACCUAAUUGUCCUUCCCAAAUAUGCUGAGUAAUGUCACCAUUUCACCAACAACCUUUGCAAAUUGGAGCAGCCUUUUAAUUUUGUUGAUCAUUCUUGAAAUUUUAAAUGUGUUGCCACACCCUGUAUCAGCUGAUUGAAACUAUAUAUUGAGAAUUAUAACUAGGAGUAAUGUAAGAUAUGCUAGCAUAGUCACUUAGCAUUUUACGUUUACAGUAUUACUAUGCUGUAUAGAGUACAUAUAUUUUCUUCUGUUUGGGGAUUCAUGUUUUAAUAUUUUAUGUUGAGAGGAAAGGUUGUUGGUAUAGAAUUUUUUAUUGAUUUGCACUUUUCACAGAUGCCAUGCUAGCUUAAUUUGGAACUGCUAGCAGUUGCACAACUUUGAAGACCAAGUUUUGGACUGCUGCCUAGUUGUAUCUACAUUGAUCUGCAGACCGUAUUGAAUGUAGUUAUUAUGAAUAUGUAUAAUCAUGAUAUAUACAUGUGAUGCAUCUGUAUCUGUUGUUGCAUAGUGUCAGGAGUGACUAUAGACAUGACCAGAUGUUAUUCCUCAUUUGUCUGGUUCAUAACUGUGAUAAAAUAUGUUUAAUCCACAGUUGUUCCCUAGUCCAGCAUAUGUGCAAAUGUGCAAACAUCUGUCCAUUUCUUGUAUCCCUAGAUAUCAUAGCAGUGAAUGUGUUCAGUGUACACUUAUAGUUAUAACUAAAGAUAUAUGCUUGCAUAUUUUUUUUAUAUAAAUAGUUGCUUCAUUGCAUAUGAAGUGCUAUGUAAGAGCUCUUUAUCUUUAAAGCAUAGAUAUUGGUAACAACUAUUUUUUUUUUAUAAUUGGAAAUUCAUAUACAUUAUUUGGUUUUUUCAUUUUAUAAAGAUAAAUUUGCUAAGAUUUAUUAUAAGUAAGUUUUUAAAACUUGUAUGAAACAAUUUACCACAGAAGGUUUUAUGCUGUGAAACAAUGUUGUGUGUCUUGGUAGGUGGCAGAAAUGGUCAUUUCUCAAGAGGUACAGGUGUGCACCACAAUUUUUAGAGAUUCUAAUCAUGCUAGCCAUUAUUUUUAUUUUUUUAUUUAUUCUUAUUUACUCUAAAUUAUAAUUUUGACAAGGAGACAGUUCAUACAAAUGGUAGAUUUUUAUUUGGAACAUGGCAUUUUUUAUUUGAUCAUUGGUAAUGUGGAUUUGUUUAGAAAACUAUGUUGAGUGUGUAUAUUUUUGGUAUUACUGUAGUGUAAUAUAGUAUUGUUAUUAUUAUUAUUAUUAUUAGAAUUAAUCACUGACAGUUGUUACUUGUGAGAAAAGUAAUAUUGUCUUUAAAGAUUAAUAUGGAUUUUAAACUUUUUAAGUACUGUUGCAGUCAUUAGUUGCAUUUGUUGAGAAUUGAAAUUGCCUUUCCUUCCUUUCCUGCAGCUUUGGCAAGAAUUCCAAACAAACUUAAAUGAUUUUUAUAUUCUUUUUAUAAAUGCUAGAUCAUCACUGUAGUUAUGUUCAUAAAUGCACACUUUGUGUGGUUGUAUAUAUUUAUAAAUAUAUACAGUAAAAAUAUAUAUCUCAGGCUCUAGUUAAAUGACAUGAUAGUAAAAGUAAUUUUUUUCUUUAAAAUUUUACUGCUUUGAUUGUCUUUCAGCUUUUGCAACCUUUCCAUCUCUUUCCCCUCCAUUAUCUCUGUCAGCUGUAGGUGCCGGACCCACUGUUGACCACCUUAUUGACGAUACCCAGCACAGCACUCUGUUGUGCUGUUGUGUGAGAAUAUUCGUUAUUUAAUUGUAUAUAUAUGUAAUCAUAAAUGAGGUGUAUGUACUCACCUGUGAAGUAUAUAUAUAUAUUUUUUUCUGUAGAAUAAAAAUUAAUGAAGGAGUUGCCAGUUGAACUUUGUUAUUGCUUGAGAAAAACCGCAUCAACAAUCAGUCGUUCAGGCAGGCACAGGCUCCUAAUAGCAUCAGUUAUCACUGUGUUUGUUGUUAUUUUCAGUUUGUGCUUUUGGCAUGAGGAUAACCACCUGUUCUUAUUUGUUUACUUAAGGGGUGCAAGAAAUUUUAUUUACUCUUUAGUACUGUAUUUUGUAUAAAAAGGAAAUAUUUGUUUUUAUUGUAAUGCAAGUUCUAUGCUUGCUUUGCCUUAAAGAAUCUUUAUUCCAUAAAGAAUUUGUAUUCCAGUUGUCUUGGGGGUGCUCCUGGUAGGUAUUUUGUUGAUUCAAGUGACGAACUUUGAUCAUUGGCACCAUAGGGUCCAUGAUGAUGCAGGACAAACUGGGAUAUGCUCUCUGCCUUUUUGAAGGAAAUUUAUGAUAUAACAGGAACAGCACUAAUAAGAAUUUCAAUAGUCUGACGCUAUCCAUUUUUAUUGAGCUCAGCGCAUAUUAGUUCAGUAGCCAAGCGAAUUGAUUGAUAAGAAGCACUUUCAUAUUACAGGACAUCAUCACCCUGCUUGUUUAAAAAAAUACAUGCUGGCUUGUCUGAUAGGUUUUGAGUUCUCGGUCUCUAGGAUUGAUUAACUGCAGUACUAAAUAUCAUCAUUUUAAUUAUUGUUGACUUGUAGUAAUUUUACUGCAGAAGUGUCUUUUAAACUUACAAAGGAUUUAACACAGCUGCAAACUUUGCUCCAUAUUGAUAUUCAUCGUAGAGUUCUGUUGUGCCACUUAACAUCUUAAGUGUAGUGGUAUCUUUUCAUGUCAUUAGGUGGCAUCAGUUUUCUAGGCAGCAUGGUCUAUUUUCCACAAACAAUUAUCCGUAUCAUCCCUUUUGGAAUUAAUGUAUACGGGUGUUCACCGGACUUUGGAUUUUUUUACAUUUAUAUAUUUUCAAGUGAAAUUGACUACUGGGCAAACUACUCUAGACUUUUGAGUAUGUAUAGUUUUCAUUUCUAUGUUCGUUAUUGACUGAGAUAACUCAUUUUCUUUGAGAAGGCAGAUUUAGAAUUAGAUUCAAAUGCAUUGUAAGCUUAGAAUACAGAGGAGGAACCAUCCAGCCUGGAAAGCACAUAUGAAAUGGAAUAAGCUUGUGUUGCUGUCUAUAUUGUAAGAUUUGUGUACAAAUAUUAGAAAGUUAGUAAUAAAUUUGUACAAGUGUAGAA